Molecule: messenger RNA, 948 nt
Organism: Peniophora sp. CBMAI 1063
Lineage: Eukaryota; Fungi; Basidiomycota; Agaricomycetes; Russulales; Peniophoraceae
Source: the annotation of a GenBank genome assembly
AUGGACGCGCCACCGCCGAAGAAACUUGACCUGACGAGUCUGAGCGAUGCAACACUGGGCGCAUUCUCGCGCGUCGCGCCCUCUGAGACACUUGACCACUUGUUGAGAUAUUUGAGCACUUGGAGCGGGAGCGAUAAACUCUUUAUGGUCAUUCAAUAUGGAGCCAAAGUACUCGUACCGAUCCUGCACUUGCGAGCUCGCAUUCAGCAACGCGCCGGCUUGAGGAAGACUACCACCAGCUCGUCAGCAGAGUCUCUCACCAAGUUGGCCAGUCUGAUCUCGGACGCGCGGGCUUUGUGGGGAAUGUGGGGUAUCCUACCCAUCAUCCAGUGGCUAGUCGCAUUAGAACGUGCACCACCACCCACGCGCAAACUACUAAACAUCGAGCGCACGCAGGGUUGGGCCAUGCUCGCCUUUUACCCUCUGGACCACCUUUACUAUCUCAUCACACAUGGCGUCAUGUCCCCGUCAAUCUCUCUUCCCCUUCCAGUAGUUGCGGAGAAGAGAUCGACUACGUUCGAUGCCAACAAGUACGAACUCAGUCCAACGAAGCUUACACUUUGGUCGACGCGUUGCUGGUCUGUCUACGUUAUCUUGCAACUUCUCCAUCUACGGGAAGACCGCGCGCUUCUCAUCAAGCGUCAGCGUGCACUCAAGAAAGUCCGAGGGCCCGAGCAUGCUGAAAUAAAGCGUCGAUGGGACGCAUGGUAUAACGAGUUGGCGGUCAACUUGGCGUACCUGCCCUUGACAAUUCACUGGUCUCUGGAGAAGGGACUCAUCAAGAAUGACUUCCUGGUGAACCUAUUUGGGCUUGCAGCCGCUCUAGGUUCCUUCAGAGCGGGAUGGAAGGCCCAUGCGCGGCCUACGGAACCUUCAGAAGAACUUGCUGCACUAACAGACUCUGAGAAACCGGCGGAGAUGCAGGAUGCGGCUGCCACGGCGAUCUGA